AUGGGCGUGACGGCCGAUUUCGACGACCGGAAAAUCAACGACGCCAACGAAGAGAAGUACACUCCCUAUGAGUACCAGACGGAGAACAAUGGCUCUUGGGCCGGUGCUCUGCCGGUGAAGCAGGGUCUGUACGAUCCCAACCUUGAGAAAGAUGCCUGCGGUGUCGGUUUCGCCUGCCACAUUAAGGGCGUGCCGAGCCACAAGAUCGUCAGCGAUGCUCGCAACCUGCUGUGCAACAUGACCCAUCGUGGCGCCGUGGGUUCGGAUGCUCGCGAUGGUGACGGCGCCGGUGUCAUGACCUCCAUCCCUCACAAGUUCUUUGUCAAGAACUUUGAGCGCGAGGUAAACAUCGUGCUGCCACCCCCUGGCCAGUACGCCGUCGGCAACUUGUUCUUCAAGCCCGACACGGAGACGCUGCAAGAGUCCAAGCGGCAGUUGGAAGACAUUGCCGAGUCCCUGGGCCUGCGUGUCCUCGGCUGGCGCCAGCCGCCUGUGGACUCCACCCUGCUCGGCCCUGCUGCCAAGUCGCGCGAGCCCAUCAUUCUGCAGCCGUUCGUCGUCCUGCAGUCGGCCUACGGCACGGGCGUGACGCCCGCCUCGACCGAUGCGGAGACGUUCGACGAGCGCCAGUUCGAGCGCCAGCUGUUCGUCCUGCGCAAGCGUGCCACGCACACCAUUGGCCUGCACAACUGGUUCUAUCUCUGCUCCCUGUCCAACAAGAACAUUGUCUACAAGGGUCAGCUUGCCCCCAUUCAGGUCUACCAGUACUACCACGAUCUCGUCAACGCCGACUACGAGGCGCACUUUGCACUCGUCCACUCGCGCUUCUCUACCAACACGUUCCCCUCCUGGGACCGUGCGCAGCCCCUGCGCUGGGCCGCCCACAACGGUGAAAUCAACACCCUGCGCGGUAACAAGAACUGGAUGCGUGCCCGUGAGGGUGUCAUGCAGUCUGAUAUCUUUGGCGAGGAGCUUGAGCAGUUGUACCCCGUCGUAGAGGACGGCGGCUCCGACUCCGCUGCCUUUGACAACGUCCUGGAGCUGCUGACCAUCAACGGCGUGCUCUCGCUGCCCGAGGCUGUCAUGCUCAUGGUCCCCGAGGCCUGGCAGGGCAACGCGCACAUGGACCCCAAGAAGGCCGCAUUCUACGAGUGGGCCGCCUGCCAGAUGGAGCCCUGGGACGGCCCUGCCCUGUUCACCUUCGCCGACGGCCGCUACUGCGGUGCCAACCUCGACCGCAACGGCCUGCGCCCCUGCCGUUACUACAUCAUGGACGACGACCGCAUCAUCUGCGCGUCCGAGGUCGGCACCAUCCCCGUCGACCCGGAGCGGGUUCUGACCAAGGGCCGUCUGCAGCCCGGCCGCAUGCUGCUCGUCGACACCCACGCUGGUCGCCUGAUCGACGACAAGGAGCUCAAGGAGGCCGUCUCGAGCCGCCAGGACUUCCGCUCUUGGAUCGACAAGGAGCUCAUCACCCUCCCUGCCGUGCUCCAAAAGUUCGAGGAUGACAAGACCGUCGCGCUGGCUCCCAAGCCUACCGACGCCAGCGUUCAGACCGACCCCUUCCUGCAGGCGUUUGGCUACACCUACGAGCAGGUCAGCCUGUUGCUGGCUCCCAUGGCCUCGGACGAGAAGGAGGCCCUCGGUUCCAUGGGCAACGACGCGCCGCUUGCCUGUCUCGCGGACGCGCCCCGCCUCCUGUACGAGUACUUCCGCCAGCUGUUCGCACAGGUCACGAACCCUCCCAUCGACCCCAUUCGCGAGUCCAUUGUCAUGUCGCUGGAGUGCUACGUCGGCCCCCAGGGAAACCUGCUCGAGAUGGAUGCGUCGCAGUGCGGCCGUCUGCUGCUGCCCAGCCCCAUCCUCUCCAUCCCCGAAUUCAACUCGAUCAAGAACAUUGCCAAGCAGUUCCCUGCCUGGACCGUCAAGACCAUCGACCUGACGUUCCCCAAGAGCGAGGGUGUGGACGGCUACAUCCGUCACCUCGACGAGAUCUGCAAGGAGGCCACUACCGCCAUCGAGAACCACGACCGCGUCAUUGUUCUGUCCGACCGCAACACGUCGGCUGACCGCGUGCCCGUCUCGGCCCUGCUCGCCUCUGGUAUGGUCCACCACCACCUUGUCAGCAACAAGUGGCGCUCGCUGGCUGCCAUUGUUGUCGAGACCGCCGAGGCUCGCGAGGUGCACCACAUGUGCGUGCUCCUCGGCUACGGCGCCGAUGCCAUCAACCCCUACCUUGCCAUGGAAUGCAUUGUCAAGCUCAACCGUGAGAAGCUGCUCAAGGUCAAGCUCAGUGACGAUCAGCUCAUCCAGAACUACAAGCACUCCUGUGACGGUGGUAUCCUCAAGGUCAUGAGCAAGAUGGGUAUCUCGACCCUGGCCAGUUACAAGGGUGCCCAGAUCUUUGAGGCCCUUGGCGUGGACGACGAGGUGGUCGACCGCUGCUUCAAGGGUACCGCCACCCGCAUCAAGGGUGUCACCUUCAGCCUCAUUGCCGAGGACGCUUUCCGCUUCCACGAGCGCGGUUUCCCCUCACGCCAGACCACCCUCAUUCCUGGUCUGACCGAGUCCGGCGAGUACCACUGGCGCGACGGCGGCGAGGCUCACAUCAACGACCCGACCUCCAUUGCCAACAUCCAGGAUGCCGUCCGCACCAAGAACGACAAGUCCUACGAGGCCUACUCGCGCGCCGAGUACGAGUCGAUCAAGUCGUGCACGCUGCGCGGCAUGCUCGACUUCAAGUUCGACGAAUGCACGCCCGUCCCCAUCGACCAGGUCGAGCCCUGGACCGAGAUUGUGCGCCGUUUCUGCACGGGAGCCAUGUCCUACGGAUCCAUCUCCAUGGAGUCGCACUCGACGCUCGCCAUCGCCAUGAACCGUCUCGGCGGCAAGUCCAACACGGGCGAGGGUGGCGAGGACCCGGAGCGCUCCCAGGUCAUGGACAACGGAGACACGAUGCGCUCGGCCAUCAAGCAGGUCGCGUCCGGCCGCUUCGGUGUCACCUCGGCGUACCUGGCCGAUUCGGAUGAGCUCCAGAUUAAGAUGGCCCAGGGCGCCAAGCCCGGUGAGGGCGGUGAGCUGCCCGGCCACAAGGUCACCAAGUCGAUUGCCCGCACGCGUCAUUCGACCCCCGGUGUCGGUCUCAUUUCGCCCCCGCCACACCACGACAUCUACUCCAUUGAGGAUCUGAAGCAGCUCAUCUACGAUCUUAAGUGCUCGUCGCCCCGCUCGCGCGUGUCGGUGAAGCUGGUGUCCGAGACGGGUGUCGGUAUCGUUGCCUCGGGUGUCGCCAAGGCCAAGGCCGACCACAUCCUCAUCUCUGGCCACGACGGUGGCACGGGUGCCUCCCGCUGGACUGGUAUCAAGUACGCCGGUCUCCCCUGGGAGCUGGGUCUGGCGGAGACGCACCAGACGCUUGUUCUCAACGACCUGCGUGGCCGUGUCGUCGUGCAGACGGACGGUCAGCUCCGCACCGGGCGUGAUGUCGCCAUGGCCUGUCUGCUCGGUGCCGAGGAGUGGGGCUUCGCCACCACUCCCCUGAUUGCCAUGGGCUGCAUUUUCAUGCGCAAGUGCCACUUGAACUCCUGCCCUGUGGGUAUUGCCACGCAGGAUCCUGAGCUUCGCAAGAAGUUCAAGGGUACGCCUGAGCACGUCAUCAACUUCUUCUAUUACAUUGCCAAUGAGCUGCGCGCCAUCAUGGCCAAGCUUGGUUUCCGCACUGUCAACGAAAUGAUUGGCCACGUCGAGGUCCUCAAGGUCCGCGAUGACCUCAAGUCCAAGAAGAUGCAGAACAUUGACCUGUCGCUUAUCCUGACCCCGGCCCACAAGCUGCGCCCUGGUGUCGCCACCUUCAACGUCCGCAAGCAGGACCACAAGCUGUACGUCCGCCUGGACAACAAGCUGAUCUCCGAGGCCGAGCUCACCCUCGACAAGGGUGUGCCGUCGCGCAUUGAGUGCGACAUCAUUAACACCGACCGUGCCAUGGGUACGUCGCUGUCGUACCAAAUCUCCAAGCGCUACGGCGAGGCCGGUCUGCCCACCGACACUGUGCACGUCAACAUCAAGGGUUCGGCUGGCCAGUCAUUCGGUGCGUUCCUUGCCCCCGGUGUUACGCUGGAGCUGGAGGGUGAUGCCAAUGAUUACGUCGGCAAGGGCCUGUCUGGUGGACGCCUGGUUAUCUACCCGCCCCGUUCGGCAGUGUUCAAGGCCGAGGAGAACAUUCUGAUCGGCAACGUCUGCUUGUACGGUGCUACCAAGGGAACAUGCUUCUUCCGCGGUGUUGCCGCCGAGCGCUUCGCUGUGCGCAACUCGGGUGCCACGGCGGUUGUCGAGGGUGUCGGUGACCACGGUUGUGAGUACAUGACGGGUGGCCGCGUCAUCAUUCUGGGCAGCACUGGUCGCAACUUCGCUGCUGGUAUGUCCGGUGGUAUCGCGUACGUCCUGGACGUCGACAACGACUUCCUGGGCAAGCUCAACACCGAGAUGGUGGAGGCGUCUGGCGUCGAGGACCCCGAGGACAUUGCCUUUGUGCGUGGCCUGAUCGAGGACCACCACCACUACACGGGCUCUGAGCUGGCUGCCCGCAUCCUGGUGGACUUCAACCGUGCCCUGCCUCGCUUCAUCAAGGUUCUCCCCGUCGACUACAAGCGUGUCCUUGCUGAGGAGGCCGCCAAGGCCGCCGAGGCCAAGCGCGCGGAGUACAACUUGCCCGCCAUCAAGGAGGCCGCUGCCCCUACCCCCAAGCCUGCUGCCGCGUCUGCUGGUGCUCUCCAGGACCUGGAGGACAGCGUUGGCGAUCACGCUGCCGACAAGAAGAAGAAGGCGCUUGUGCUGGACAAGACCAAGGGCUUCAUGAAGUACCACCGCCGCUCGGAGAAGUACCGUUCGGCCAAGACGCGUACCAAGGACUGGGCUGAGCUGUCCAGCCGCCUGGAUGAGGACGAGCUCAAGUACCAGUCGGCCCGCUGCAUGGACUGUGGUGUUCCUUUCUGCCAGUCGGACACUGGUUGCCCCAUCUCCAACAUCAUCCCCAAGUGGAACGAGCUGGUCUUCCAGAACCAGUGGCAAGAUGCUCUCAACCGCCUGCUCAUGACCAACAACUUCCCCGAGUUCACUGGACGUGUCUGCCCUGCUCCUUGCGAGGGUGCUUGCGUCCUGGGCAUCAACGAGGACCCCGUUGGUAUCAAGUCGAUUGAGUGCGCCAUCAUCGACCGUGGUUUCGAGAUGGGCUGGAUGGUUCCCACCCCGCCCCCCGUCCGCACGGGUAAGAAGGUCGCCAUCAUCGGCUCGGGCCCCGCGGGUCUGGCUGCUGCGGACCAGCUGAACCGUGCCGGCCACUCCGUCACUGUGUACGAGCGCGCCGACCGCCUGGGUGGUCUGCUGAUGUAUGGCAUUCCCAACAUGAAGCUCGACAAGCGCAUUGUCAAGCGCCGCACGGACUUCAUGGCUGCCGAGGGCGUCGCCUUUAAGACGGGUGUCGCCAUUGGCGAGGAGAUCAAGCUCCUGGACCUCAAGGCCGACAACGACGCCGUCGUGAUCGCUACGGGCGCCACAGUCGCUCGCGACCUGCCGAUCCCCGGCCGCAACCUGGAGGGCAUCCACUUUGCCAUGGAGUUUUUGCACAAGAACACCAAGUCCCUGCUGGACUCGGAGCUGGCUGACAACACGUACAUCUCGGCCAAGGACAAGCACGUCGUGGUCAUUGGCGGUGGCGACACCGGCAACGACUGCAUUGGAACGUCGCUGCGCCACGGUGCCAAGUCGAUUGUCAACUUUGAGCUGCUGCCGCAGCCGCCCAACGAGCGCGCGCGCGACAACCCGUGGCCGCAGUGGCCCCGCAUCUACCGCGUGGACUACGGCCACACGGAGGUGCGCCAGCACCACGGCAAGGACCCGCGCGAGUACUGCAUCAUGUCGGACAGCUUCGUCGACGACGGCACCGGCAAGGUCAAGGGCAUCAACACCCAACGUGUGGAGUGGACGCGCUCGGCCAGCGGCGGCUGGGACAUGAAGAAGAUUGAGGGCUCGGAGCAGUUCUUCCCCGCCGAUCUCGUUCUUCUGGCCAUGGGUUUCCUGGGCCCCGACGCUCGCGUUCUCGGCGACGAGAUCGAGAAGGACGCCCGCAAGAACGUCAAGACGCCCGCCGGCCAGUACAACACCAACGUGCCGGGCAUCUUCGCCGCGGGUGACUGCCGUCGCGGCCAGUCCCUGAUCGUGUGGGGCAUCAACGAGGGUCGCCAGGCCGCCCGUGAGGUCGAUCUGUUCCUCGAGAAGUCGACCUCGCUCCCGGUGACUGGUGGUAUCAUUAAGCGCACGGCCGAGGAGGUUCUUGGCGCCGCAUAA
Sporothrix schenckii 1099-18 is the source of this 6342-nucleotide messenger RNA. RefSeq names its product glutamate synthase (NADPH/NADH). Lineage: Eukaryota; Fungi; Ascomycota; Sordariomycetes; Ophiostomatales; Ophiostomataceae. The transcript has 3 exons. Gene Ontology annotation, molecular function: glutamate synthase (NADH) activity; iron-sulfur cluster binding; iron ion binding. Bases 1 to 6342 code for a protein of 2113 amino acids. The record is from RefSeq and is a predicted model, not a curated record.